CAGGAUAAACACCGGCAAAGUUCUUGUUUCGAACUUCUUUUUCAUAAUUACUGUCUCUAAAAAUUGUCAAUAUUCCGCUUUAUUAGAUUAAAUUGGACAUAAUUAGAGAAAAUGGUGUUAGCUCAUAAUAUUUCUAAUAGAAAGAGGACAACUGACGUACAAAUAUACCAAGAUGUAACAUUCGAUACCAUGCUUCUUUCUAAUGAUACGUUAAAUGGGCUUAAAGAAGCAGGUUUUUUCAAACCUUCUCCAAUUCAAUUGCAUGGUAUUCCCUUAGGAAAGUGUGGAUUUGAUUUAAUGUUAGAAGCAAAGUCGGGAACUGGUAAAACUGCUGUUUUUACCAUAAUUGCAUUAGAAAAAUUAGACCUUAAUAAGGGCAUACAAGUUAUAAUUCUUGCACCAACUCGUGAAAUAGCUGCUCAAAUAUGUGAAGUUUUGAAACAAAUAGGAUGCAAAUAUGAUGGCUUAUGUGUUGAAGUUGUAAUGGGUGGUCUACCAAUUCAAGAUGAUAUUAAUAAAUUUAAAGAAAAAAAUGUACAUGUUGUAGUUGGAAGUCCAGGACGGCUAAAACAUCUUGUUCAAGAUAAACAUAUUGAUACAAAUUCAGUGAGACUUUUAAUUCUUGAUGAAGCUGACAAAUUAAUGGAAAAGAGCUUUUUGACAGACAUUCAGUUCAUACAUACUUUUUUACCAAAACAAAAACAGGUAAUAUUAAGUAGUGCUACUUAUCCUGAAAACUCUAAAGAGCUCAUUAGUCAAUUUGUUUGUGGUGCCCAACAUAUCUGCCCUAAUAGUAAUUGUGUCCUAUUAGGAGUGGCUCAGAGAAUAACAUAUGUAAAAUAUAAUAACAACAUUGUAAAACAAACAGAAUACAGAUUCAAAGAGUUGUUAAAAAUUUUAACAAAAAAACAAUUUAAACAAUGUUUAAUUUUCUGUAAUUAUCAAACUAGAGUAGGAGAUUUACAUAAAAUGUUGACUAAAGAAAAGUGGCCUGCAGAACAGUUAUAUGGUAAACAAGAACAAACUGAUCGAUUAGAUGCGAUUAAAACUUUACAGGAAUAUAAAUGUAGGCUUCUUAUAUCUACUGAUUUAGCAGCUCGGGGAAUUGAUGCAUCAAAUGUAGAUCUAGUCAUCAAUUUUGAACCUCCCUUUGAAUGGCAAACUUACUUACAUAGAAUAGGAAGAGCUGGAAGGUAUGGAUCUUAUGGCAUGGCCGUAACUAUACUUAGUGAAGGUAUGGAAGCAAAAAAGUUUUUAAAUUUGCUCGAAGCUUUGAAAAUAUCUGUUAACUUAACAUGUCUUUGGAACAACGAUGACACAAAUGAGGGUGUUGAUGGAAAAGAACCAGUUGAACCAACCAUGUCUGAAUAUACAUCAUUGUCUAAAAUUACAAAAGAUAACAACUACAUAGACUUUUGGGAAAUUUUAUGUGAUAAAAAAGAUCUUUUAGAAGUAAAUAAAACUGUAGAAAGCUUUGAGGAUUUAUUUAAAUCAUUUGAGGUAGUAGAAAUGGACAAUAUAAAAUCAUUUUCUGAUUUGCUUAUGUCUUUUAACAACAAUAAUUUACCAGACUCUAAUGAAAACUGCAGUUGUCAGUACAAAUGUAUUGAUGCUCCAAAUAUACUAGCUAAAGAUUACCUUGAAAGAAUAAAUAAAAUAAAACAGAGUAUUCUUAAUACCUCCAAAAGAAAACCUACAGAGUCAAGUACUGAACAUAAAAAAUAUCAAGAUGCUAAAAAUCUUUCAAUUAAUGAAAUGGAUAUAGAAAAUGAUAAUAUUAAAAAUAAUUGUCAAUCAGAAACACCAGUUAAUGCUUAUAAUAAUAAUAAUAAAAAUCUAGUUGACAGUAAUAAUAGAUACUUUGAAAAAAAAAAUAUAGGAGUAAAUUAUGAGGCAACCAUUAGUAAUGAAGUUUUAAAAUUGGGACUUCCAGAAACUUUCAGUGGCUCAAAAAGUAAAACAAAAUUAGGAAAAAGUUCAAAAGAAACGGUAUCAAAAGGUACUCAAAAAAAAAAGAAUUCUAUUUCUGAUGAAUAUUUGAAAAAUAAAAAAGAAUAUGUUUUAAAUAGUCAAAGUUCAGAAUCUGAAUACAACGAAACUAUUACAAAAUCCAAACAUAAGGCUAAGUAUAAUAGAAGAAAACAAUCAAAUUAUUCUAAACAGAAUUUUACAUCCAAAGAUUCAUCUUCAAAUAUUAGUAAUAAUGUUUAUUAUGAAUGCAGUAGAAGAAAUAAUGAAACAAAUUCCUAUACAAACUGGUAUAAUCAACUAAAAUUUAAUGUAAAACAAAUUGAAAUAGCAGUAUACAUUGAUGAACUUAGUAAAUUAUAGAUUAAAUUUAUGGUUAUUAUAAUACAGCUAUUAAUAUGGUAAUGGAUCCUUUUAUUGUUUACACAAAUCUUUGUUUGAUGUAUGAAAUAAUAAAUUUGUUCAACAGCAGCACUUUUGGUUAUAUCUAUAGCCUGUUCCAACCACAGAAGGUGUGAGGAGUAAAGGCGAAUAUAUCUUGGGUCAAGAUGGUGAAUAAUCUAUGGCAGCCAUUCUCAACUUUUUUCUUUUAUAAAUGAUGUUUAUGAGACGAGGUUAAUACAUAAAUUGUAGGAAAUUGUCUCUAGUUGAUUUUAUUACAUAACUAUUUUUAUCAUAAAAUGAGUCGAAACGGAGUUAUUCUCAAAAUACUGUUUAUGACCGCCAUUUUUCCAAUAUGGCGGUGCGAGCGGCAAAGUAAAAAUUUGAAAAGAGCACGUCGAAAUCUAUAAUAACACCAAUUUUCAAAAUUUCCGAAAAACUUUCCAAAAGGGAACUUUUUCGCACCAAAUGACUGUCUACUAUAAGUUGUAACAACUUUAAAAAAAGUUU
Messenger RNA from Vanessa atalanta (red admiral), 2859 nucleotides. RefSeq names its product probable ATP-dependent RNA helicase DDX20. Lineage: Eukaryota; Metazoa; Arthropoda; Insecta; Lepidoptera; Nymphalidae. Bases 112 to 2331 code for a protein of 739 amino acids. Gene Ontology annotation, molecular function: ATP binding; RNA helicase activity; nucleic acid binding. The record is from RefSeq and is a predicted model, not a curated record. The transcript has 3 exons.